Messenger RNA from Cydia strobilella, 2153 nucleotides. It is a transcript of the gene Lis-1, whose product is annotated as proteasomal ATPase-associated factor 1-like. The transcript has 6 exons. The coding region runs from base 194 to 1378 and encodes 394 amino acids. Gene Ontology annotation, molecular function: protein binding. Lineage: Eukaryota; Metazoa; Arthropoda; Insecta; Lepidoptera; Tortricidae. The record is from RefSeq and is a predicted model, not a curated record.
AGUUUCAAAAUUCGCAUCUUUAGACAACUCAUCUUGAAAGUGUUGUUCAUUGUUAUUGCUUCUUUUCGCACAAUUAUGUGCGUUUAAUUGAUACAAUAUAAGCGUCUUAAUAAUAAAAACUCAAAUCCACAUCUUGUGUUAUUUCAACUUUGAAAGACACCGUCAGAAACUUUUUAUUUUAACUUAUAAAAGCAUGUCGGCGAAAUUCCCGGUUAUCACAAUUCAAUGCGAUUGGAAUGAAGUCAUAAAACUGCCAAAGUGCAAGGCUUGGAUAUCCUCCAAGUAUUUAAAUCAAAAUAGUGUUCAUGAUGAACUUAAAACAAGCUUAAAUAAUAGCGAUGGGAAGAUUAAGAUAGAAUUCUCAGAUAAUUACCAGUAUAUAUCUCAUGGAAACCUCAGCCUUGUGAUAAAGCACAUAUCUGGUUUGAAGACAGCCUUUGUGGCUCCUACAAAAGCUUAUAAAGUGCAUAAGAAGGGAGUCACUAGUGUGUCUGCUUCUGGCACAGAAAAUGCAUUGGCUAUAUCUGCUUGUGAUGGUGACCAACUUUUAGUUUGGGACAGCAGGACAGGUGAAGUCAUGCUAGACCUUAAAGGCCAUGGUGGUCCAGUGUACAAGAGCAAAUUCUUCAAUUCUGGUGUAGUGGUGAUAUCGGCUGGUGCCGAUGGAUCAUGUCGGAUCUGGUCUGCUGAGACUGGAGUCAACCCUGUCACGCUAAUAGGCCACAAAUUGGCCAUUUGUGAUAUUGCUAUUGUUGAAGUUGGAAGGAAUGUGAUUUCUGUCAGCAAGGAUGGUACUGCAAAGCUGUGGGAUGUUGGUCAAGCAGCGUUUUUGGCCAACAUUGUUGGAGGUCAUGGUCAGAUAAAUUGCUGCACCCUGACAACAACAGCCAAUGACGUGCCUGUUGAGAAUGAGAGAGAGGUGGGAACAAGUAACAAACUCUUAAUUAUUGGUUGCGAGAGUGGCCUAGUCGUCGGUGCCCACGUGGCCAAAAGGGAGGAAAUGUUCCAGAAGCAAAUGGACUCCGCCUGCAAUGCUUGCAUUGUUGUAGGGCAGAAUGCCAUCAUUGGCUGUAGCAGUGGGAAGAUAAUGCUCAUCAACCUUCAAAACGGCGAACAAGGGGAGUUUCACGAAUCCGCGAGCCCAGUCCUAAGCAUGGUAACAUUGCCCAACCAGAUGUUCGCAGUCGGGCGCCAAGACGGCACAUGCACUGUCAUGUCACUACACGAAGCCCACGGUGCCACCCGAGUCCAACUGACCGGCUCAGACUGCGACGGAAUCAGAGACCUAGCCUUCAAUGGAAAAUGGAUUUUUGCUGCCUGCCGUGACUGUAAUGUUAGGAAGUAUGACUUCAAUCAAGUGAUCGUACAUUUUAAGUGAGAGUUAUUACUUCAUGUAACAAUAUCUGUAAGUUAAUUUUUUUUUUGCUCUUUGACCGCCAAGGACGCCCAAUACGCGCACGGAAAGUGUCUUCAGCGCCAUUACGUGUAUAUGCCGGCGGCGUGUAUAUGACGAAUAUCCCCCCGAUCGUAUAGUCCCUGUGUAAUGUUUUGACGGUAGUCACAUUAAACCAAUAGAUAUUGGUAGGAUAGGUUCGUUAGGUUGCUUCAGAUGCCAAAAGGGCAAACUGUCCAGAAAUAAAAAGCUCCGCGGGGCUCCGUCAACAUAGGGAACGAGACACUGAUUUUCACGUUUCACGAUAUGCCUAGGAACUUCAUGAUCUGGCGGAUAUUACGAUCGGUCGCCGACAUUUAAUAGAGAUAAAUAAAUCUACAAAUAUGUUUCUGUAAUCCUUAUCAGCUAGCUUUGAUUUUAAAUAAACUUUUAAACUAACAUAUCCACCAACCACCAACAGCUCUAAAAACAACUUAUGAAUUUUUUGUAGUCCGUGUCUUGGCGGCCAAAGUGUUAAUAGUGAUAGGAUUGUUGUUGACUGAAUUAAGCGUUCUCAAUUAAAUGAGGUAGUCUUGUUGAACUUCAGAGCAAACUAUUUACCUUUAUUAAAAUCGGAGUACUGCGAAGUUUUACCCGCCAUAAUGCUUCACCCAAAAAGUAGUAAUUUUCCGCUCUAAUAUAAGCAAAUAAAACUAGCUGAAUGAUCUAGUGCCUAUAGUGAUUUAUACAUUGAGCUAAAUAAAAUAUGUUCAAGACAUAA